AUGUCGAUAUUGAGUCGCUUCCGCGGCCGGUCCGCCGGAGGAGAUCAAGCACAGGUCGAUCCGCAUCAGUGGCGACUCCCAUCUUCGUACUCGACAUCCUCCAAACCAGGGACGCGAGAAACAGUGAUCCCAAACCCAAGAAUCUUCAGAAACGCCUUUGUGCCCAACGAGCCGACAGCGGCAAGGAUCGGCGCCGACACCAGCCUCGUCUACCCCGACGUCAGCCAUGCGGCGGUGCACCUGGCGCUGCUCGAGAGCUUUCAAAGACUCAGACUCUCGGCGGCCAGCAGGCUCGAUGACGUCGAGGUGGUCGAGGACCAGCCGCCGCCGGCAUUUUCCGAAGACGAGAAGCGCGACGUGCUUCGCGAGCAGCAGCAGCAGCAACAUCGUCCACCGACAAGUACAAAGCUGCCCGAGCCGGAGCGAUGGGACCUGCUGAUCCGGCUGGCCAUCACGCGCUUCACGGCCUGGUGGAUGAACAUGGACCGGAUCCUGUACCACGCCACGGCAUUCACGCACCACGCGGGCACCCACGCCGGGGUGCAACUGACAAAGGACUACCUCCCGCCGCUGGACGUGCUGCUGGUGUGGUACGCCUUCAUGCUCGACGAGGAAAGCUACACGACGGCGUGCUCCUACCAAGAAACGCCCACCGCCCGGAUCGGAGACCUGUGUUUCCCCUGGCCGGCCAUCCGCGACGCGCUCGACCUCGACUCCCUGGCCUACAGGAUCACCAGGCCGGCCGAGAAUCUCUUCGCCACCUUGACGUCCCAGUCGGCAGACAUCCUGACCUACCUCGAAGGGCCGCCCGCGUACGUCGAGUGCCCGGAGCUGCCCGUCGACAUCGACCUGUUCGGACAGGUGAAGCGGUGCGAGAGAUUCAUGGACGAGGCCCACCGGCUGCUGUGGAUCCGGUCGCCGUCGUUGCAGGGCUCGCUCGAACGCGCGUUCCUGCAGUAUCUGGAGCGUCAGCUGUCUCCGACUCCGAUCUCCAGCGUGGCCACGGCGGCGGCAGCCGCCCAAGAUGAUUUCCCUUUGCCCUUUGGCGUGGAAUUGGUCUGGAAAACGCACAGGCUCUACCCGCGACUCUACCGGCUGUUUCGGCAGGAGAUUGUGCCCGCGCCCACGCCCACGCCCACGGACACCAAAUCGCCGCGAAUCUCCACGGCGGCGGAGUGGCUUGGUGGCAGUGACGUCCCGGAACGGAGCAGCCGCCAGCCGUCUUCCUCCAAAGAGUAUGACGAGUGCUACUGCUGGACAUGCGAACGCAUCCGCGACGACAUCCCGACAUUCAGCUACACCGCCGCCACACAAUCCAGAUCGUCGUCAUCAUCAUCGUCAUCCCGCGCCACCGCCGCAGCCUCCCCGCUCUCCCCUUUGUCGACCCUCUCACCAACCCAAAUCCGCUCCAUCCAAGACGACCUGGGCUUCCACCUCGCCGUCGAGAGGGCCCGGGCGCGCCACUCCCCGCUGCCGACCCGCCCGCCCACCGCGGCCGAAAAGGCCGCCGAGAGACUCGAGGCCAAGAAACAGGCCGAGGUCGGCCGGCUGCCCGGCCUGAACGAGUACCUGGUCACCAUGCCGAACGGGAAGAAGAAGAUCAAGCGGUCCAAGCACACGAACAUGGUUUACAUGGCCAUGGUGUGA
Messenger RNA from Fonsecaea nubica, 1647 nucleotides. RefSeq lists its product as hypothetical. Bases 1 to 1647 code for a protein of 548 amino acids. NCBI's taxonomy places the organism in Eukaryota, Fungi, Ascomycota, Eurotiomycetes, Chaetothyriales, Herpotrichiellaceae. The record is from RefSeq and is a predicted model, not a curated record. The transcript has a single exon.